Molecule: messenger RNA, 5554 nt
Organism: Uranotaenia lowii
Lineage: Eukaryota; Metazoa; Arthropoda; Insecta; Diptera; Culicidae
Gene: Rgl
Product: ral guanine nucleotide dissociation stimulator-like 1
Exons: 8
Coding region: 2727-4937 (736 amino acids)
Biological process (GO): Ras protein signal transduction; positive regulation of GTPase activity
Cellular component (GO): plasma membrane
Molecular function (GO): guanyl-nucleotide exchange factor activity
Source: RefSeq, a predicted model, not a curated record
CCGGUCGGUCGGUCGGUUAGUCGCUCAGUCUCGGAGACUUGUUUGACUCGUCGUUUCGCGUCAACGUUUGGAAGUUUUUUUUAUACUUUGGUGCUGUGUUUUGAUGGAUGUUUUGGAAGGUGAAAAAGAUCAUAAACCAUCCAAAUGUCAUCAUCCCCCUUGGUACGUGUAGAAAACUAGUGAAGGGUUAGUGCAGUUUGAGCUUAAAGUGUCUGGUUUUUGGGGUGAUAACGAGAUAGAAAAUUGCAAUCGGAAGCAGUGAAGAGCCUGCGGGGAAACGUCGAAAGUAUUGCGUUGAAGUUGCUACGAGAAGAAGACUGCGGAAACGUCAAACGGGUUGCAAUCGAUGUAACUCGACAGUGACAAUCACUAUUGAUUGGAUUGGAUGGUUUGCGUUCGGGGGAAAAAUGUGAAAUCAUGUGCCUGCUGUGAUCGUUUUCGGGCUGCAUCAUCCCUUGGCUAGGCAACGGAUGUGUUCACAGGCUGUGAUGGUAAAUUAGUAUUUUUACUUGUUUUUUUUCCCUCUGCCUUUCGGUGGCUUCCAUUGUCUUAUUGGAUUUCUUCAGUGUGAAGAUCGUCUGCUUGAAUUAGAAUGGCCUAGCUGGGCUCCCCCCUAGGUUCUGUGUGCGGUGUGAUUGAACGCGUGAGACGAUCGUGACGCGUAUCGGUGUUGGUGCGCACGAAAGAUUCGAGAAGCUGAUUCGCGUUUGGAAACGCUGCAGAAGACUUUGCAACCCUGCCAGUUAGUGUUGUCGGGUGGCAGCAAUGUGGAUGUGAGCGUUUAUUAUUUUCAAUAUUAUUUUGGGUUAGCGUCGGGGCGUGUGUCGAUUGGAACAAAUAGCUUUGCGGAGUGCACUUUGUGCAGCACUUACGAUAUCUGUGGCUCUUUUUCUUUUACAAGCAUUCUUGUGGCUUGUGUACUUUUAGUAGAGCAGCGCCAACUACGAUCGAUUAAAUUCCGAGUGCCUUCGGCGCAACCAAUCGUGGCGAACCUUGGAAACUUAUUUCCCUUUCACGCAUGAAAAGCUAGCAGUGCGCUGGCCGCCGAAGUUGAUCGUUUGCUGGAAAAGACAGAACGGCAUGCCAAAGAAGAAACCUAAGUCAUAUUUUCAGAUAACUUUGUAGUUAGUCUCUAAGCCUUAAACAAAUCCUAACGUACGGCCCAAGAACCCGAAGACGUGGGAGUAUUGUUGCUUUUCUACUUAGCUCUUAGUAGUUUUGGUGUGACAUUCCACAGGUUUUCGCAAUUGAUCCCAGCAACCACGAACCAGGAGGUGUGAGGAAAUGUCAAAAUGAAAGUUGCUGCCACUGCAAGCCGCGCUAAGACACCACAAAGUUCCCUCAGUUGUAUUGGUGCUCUGUGAGACCCCCCGACAUCGUCGUUCGGGUAAAACCAAAUCUGGACAAAAGAUUUCGACGAUUGGAAUGCGAGAAACUUUUUGGCAAAUCAACCCCUCCCCGCACGGAGUGUUUGUGGAGCGUUUUACUAGUCGACCCGGGAAAUGCCGCGGCUCCGACUGUUGGCGUAAUCGGAGGUAAUCAUUUGCUAUGCGUUGUGCAUAAUUAGCUGCGCGAUCACGGAUACGCGAUUCGCUUUGGAUUCCAGUUGGAAUGCAUCCUUCUGAAUGCGUGGCACUCAUCAAACAAGUGGAAAUGCUAUGUAAACAUAUAUAAUUGAAGGUGCUCAAAAUACCAACUCCGUGACGUUCCAUAUCGCUGACUGAAAACGUGUUCACAUCAUCGAAAUCCGAGUACUAAUUUCACACGAAAAGUGCUCAAGCUUAUCUUGUUGGAUAGGGGGUUUUCUUUUUCGGGGCCUACGGUUUUUAGUAGUUCCAGCGUGUUGUUUCCAUCAUCCUCAUCGCCAUUCAUGCUCAAUGCACCUUAUGAGGUCUUAUGAGGUUUCGUUAGUUGCUGCCGAAUGUUUUGUAGUGAGAAAGUCCUAUCUGCAAGUGCCAAAGUGAAACGGCUCGGGAGGGAUCAAUUUUGCCUAAACUUGACGAACGAUCCCUCCUUUUUGGUGUUGUUGUUUCGGUGAAAAGGGAGUUGGUGCUGUGUUUUUUCUUAUUUCUACAUAUUCAUGUUGUUGCUGUUUUGGAGAAAACCAUGAAACAAGUGUUCGCGCGACGGGAGUUUGUCUAAUUAUGUUGCUUUUGUUGCUGAUCGAGCAAACCGACUGAGUGCGGAAAUUGCCAGAAACGGAAUGAAGAGAAAAUUUAAGCAAUGCAACCAACAAUGCAUGAUUAAUCGCUUGAUUCAGGAAAGUAACUUGUGCAUUCGACUAAGGUGUGGAUAGAGAGCUGCCAAAAACGGUAGCGGUUGGGGGUUUGUUGCAGAUUUUUCAAAUUUGCAGUCGAAAGUGAAAAGUGUUUGAGGCAUUUGUGGAAGUGUGGUGCGAUUUUUUUGCAACGCACCAUUUUAUAUGUAUCUAUAGAGGGUUAUUUCCGAGUAAGAGGAAGUUGUGUAUGAAAGUGAAAUUGCGUUGUCUGUUUUCGCGGUUGGCCGACCGCGGCCAUUUGUCGAUCGGGUCAGUCGAAAAUGCAAUGUCAGUGGUGGAUUUAACAAUUUUGACACCGAAAAUUUGCGCGGCCGAUUGCGCGGCAUGGCGGAAUCCGGCUACUCGUCGUUUGUACUACUACUAGAGAGAGCAAUACGCCUGACGCCUGACGACGACGACGACGCCAGCAGAAAAAGUAGUAGCGGCUCAGUGGAAAAAGUGGAAAACAAUGAGUAACGGAACGGCCUCCAAUGGAACCUCGUCUGGUGGGGCAUCCGAUGCAGAAGGUUUGCCCACCUGGCGAUUGUGGGGCGAGGAGCGCGAACAGGACGCCAUCUAUACCGUGUACCUGAAGAAGGUGCGCUACCAUCGGCCGACGCCAAGUGCAAGCAGUCAAGACUCGGACGAUGAGAUAUCGCACUUGGAGUGGGAAACGGUUCGAGUGCGAUUUGUGAAGGCGGCCACUUUGUCCCGGCUGGUGGAUGCUCUGACGACGGACGAUGGGGAACUGGAGAGUACCUUCGUCAAUGUUUUCCUCAACACUUAUCGGACCUUUUCGAAGCCAGAGAAGGUGCUGGAGCUGCUGCUGAAUCGGUACGAAAAGUUGCUGGCGGAACCGGCUCCAGUGCUUCCGGCCGAGUCCCUCACUGAUCAGCGCAAGAAAACUCUAGUCUCGGUAUUGCACGUCUGGCUGGAUGGAUUCCCGGAGGAUUGGGACACUGAUAACCUGCAACGGCUACUUGCGUUCACCUCCAAGCGGCUGCCAAACUCGGAACUUCACGUCAAAGCUUUACAUAGGUAUACGAAUAGGUUAGAUAAGUACAGUAGAAUCCCACCGCCGCUGCCAUGGUCCAACGACUAUCACGACCUGUCGGACCAAUUUGGGGGCCUGUGUUUGACUCCGGCCUUCCGGGGACCUCCAUCGCAUCUGCUGAACUCGUAUCGGUUUCCGAACAUUCCGGUGAAGCACUUUGCCGAGCAGCUUACCCGAAUGGACAUGGAACUGUUCAAGCGGCUGAUUCCGCACCAGUGCCUCGGAGCCUGUUGGUCCGCUCGGGAUAAACACGAAUGCGGUUCCGUUGUGGCCACCGUGACCCAGUUCAAUGCCGUCUCGUUUCGGGUCAUCUCCAGUGUGCUCAUCGAACCCCGCCUCAAACCACAGGAACGAGCCCUUCUCAUAUCAACUUGGAUCGAUAUAGCGCAAGAGUUGCGGUUGCUGAAGAACUUUUCCUCGCUGAAGGCGAUCAUUUCCGGCUUGCAAUCGAAUGCCGUUUAUAGACUGUCGAAAACGUGGGCGGCCCUGUGCCGCGAGAAGUUGGAGCUUUACACCGAACUGGCUAGGAUAUUCUCCGAAGACAACAACGCCUGGGCCCAGCGAGAAGUGCUGAUGCGGGAAGGCACUGCCAAGUUUGCCGAUACGGCCGGCGAAAACGAUCGGCAUCUGCAGAAAGUUUUUCAGAAGCAAAACACCUUAAUUAGUCACGGGACGAUUCCAUACCUCGGAACGUUCCUAACAGACCUAACCAUGAUCCAUGCUGCCAUCCCGGACACAUUGCUGGAAGGGUUGAUCAAUUUCGACAAGAAGCGGAAAGAAUUUGAAGUGCUAGCGCAGAUCAAACUACUGCAAGGGGCGGCCAAUUCGUACCAUCUACCUGAGGAUCCGCUGUUCGAUCGAUGGUUCGCCUCGUUGCUGGUGCUAGACGAGAGAGAAGCACAUACUCUGAGCUGUCAGCUGGAACCGCCACCGGAGACGGCCAAAAGGCCAGUUCACCAGGGACACAAGAAAAGUGAUUCGAUCGCCUCGAACAGUAGCAGUGGAGCUGGAUCGCAGUUCUACUGUGACAUAAAUAGUGCUUCUAAUCAGAGUUAUAGUUCCCGCAACAACUCCCUGGACCGGGACGUGACCCCACCGAAUGCAUCCAUCCUGUCGGCCGCCAGCAGCGUUUCGUCUCUGUCGAUGGAAUCGACCACCUCGAGCAGUCAGAAGUCGAACCACUUGCAGAAUGGGGGCCUCAUUCGGACACCCCAAUCCAAUAGGGCCCACAACAACAGCGCCCCCAAUUCGGCUAGCAAGUCUCAAAACGGCCAGGAUACGCCGAUCAUCAAUGGGCAGCUCAAGGACGAUAGUCCCCUGAAGAAAAAUUCACCGGACUUUUACAUCAUCAAGGUGACCUACGAAACGGAGCAGGUCGAGCUGGAUGGAAUUGUCCUUUACAAAAGUAUUAUGCUCGGAAACAACGAGCGAACUCCGCAGGUCAUCCGGAACGCCAUGCUCAAGCUGGGCCUGGAAGGAGAUCCGGAUCGGUACACCUUGUCCCAGGUUCUCCCGGAUAAGGAACUGCUGCUGCCGAACAAUGCCAAUGUGUAUUAUGCCGUCAACACGGCUUACAAUUUGAAUUUCAUUCUGAGACCCAAAAAAGACGGCGAAAAUGGUCGAUAGAGCUGUGGAAGAACAAACUUGGUUUGUUUUUAAUCACAAUUUUGUACACACUCCUAUUUAUUUGUUUAAAUUUAACCGUGAAAUCUCUGUAACAUACACUCAAAAGUAAUGAUAUUUAACUGAAAAGUAUAUCAACUAGCAAUCGGACCCAUUCGAGCAAGUAAGUCUAGAGACAAAUAAGUAACCAUUUUCCAAUUAUACACAGAAAAAGAUUUUUUAACUUGUAGAAAAUUUUAAGCAAUGUGAAAUAAAAGAGUCGAUAAGUUUUAAACAACCGAUUAUGAGAUACCCUUUUAAGGAACGAUAAUCGCUCUGUAAAUGAAUUAUAACUGUACAGACUGUAGGUAGAUUACAAAUCUAAACAAUAACGUAAAAAGGAAAAAAUAAGGUUGCUACUUGAUAUUGGUGAACGCGAUAUAGAAUAUCAAAAAUAUUUAGAAAACAAAUAAACCUUAACAAGAGCUUACACGAACCCUCACCACACACACUAAUAAACAUACACACAUUCAUCGUAGAGUGAACCAAACAACUACUUUUCAACUGCAAAUGGUUUGGUGGAACAGAUAUAAAUGAAACCGUAUAGACUAAAUCUAUAGUAUUGAUCCUUUCAAUAAAAA